Oryctolagus cuniculus (rabbit) is the source of this 7025-nucleotide messenger RNA. It is a transcript of the gene TMCC3, whose product is annotated as transmembrane and coiled-coil domain family 3. Lineage: Eukaryota; Metazoa; Chordata; Mammalia; Lagomorpha; Leporidae. The record is from RefSeq and is a predicted model, not a curated record. Gene Ontology annotation, cellular component: endomembrane system.
GAAUUCUGAGAUCUUUGGGCACUUGUUACUGCAUGUCAACGGCAGGAAACUCCUGGUCCCUAGACCUUCCUGGCCCGAGUUUUUCAGGACUUGUAGCAGUUCAAAUAUGUGAGAGUCUGUGCAUACACGGAAGGCCGAGAGGGAUUUAAAGGUGAGUGACGGGCAGCAAGCAGCCUUGUGAUGUGCUGCACGGGUUCCGAGCUUAGGCUAGUGUAAAACAAAGCAGCGUAUGAUCUCAAAAGGGCAGGAGGAAGACGGUAAAUAUCUUCUGUCUGUCAUGACAGUGGGGGUCUGUGCUGAAUUCCCCCCAGGAGGAAUUUGCUUACAUGAGACUGGAGUCUGAAAAAAAAAAAAAGCUAAUUGACCUGCCCGAGGUCGUAGCACUGCCAGGAGCCGGAGCAGGGGUUUGAUCAGCUCUGGCUGACCCCAUCGUCUCGCUCAGAUGCCCACAGAGCACUGUUGCUGGUGGGCUCUGCCGCCCUCUCUCAGCCCGUCUCCUGCUGAGUGGUCGGCAGGACAUCUGCGCUUCGAUGGCCCUCCCACAGGAAGCUCAGGCCCUCGUGUCUGCAGCCAAGUCCUGCUCCCGCCUGUCUCUGGCGGCUCAUCUCCUCAGCCACCAGCAGGAAUGGGACGGACGUGGGGUUUUCCUUGAGUUCCCCCUUCACCCCAGAUCCAACUGCCAUGGAGUCGCUACCCCUAUCCUAGAUGCUGUUCUCUCUGCUCUCACUACCUCCUGUAUGUGGCCUUCAGAAACCCCUGCCUUAGGUUGCCACAGCAGGCUGCAGUCUGCUGCCCUGAAAGGCAUUUUCCAUCCUACUCUCUCAGAACUGGGCUGCAACGGGUCUGAUCCCCGCUAAUCCCGUUAGCAGCUGCCAAGUGAGCUGUGGGAUGAAAUCCACACCCCGGCAUGAUGUGAUCGCGGUGGGGGCAUUCAAGGUCCAAUCGCUGUGUGCUCUCCCUGCCUCUCGCUGGAUCUCCCAGACUCUCCCCUGCCCCCCGACUGAUUGACUCAGAACUCAGUUUACCUCCGAGUCUCUCCCGUCCUCCCGUCUUUGUCUCAAGGGCCCCCUCAGCACCAAGUACCUCCUCUCCUGGUUAUCAGCGCUGUGAUUGUUUCUGUCCCUGGCCGCCAGCCUGGGAGGGGGCUGUGCCCUUUUGCCUCUCCAGCACGGCUCCCUGUGCCUGACACACAGAGGCACCCAGCGAGUGUCUGCCUCUGGAUGAAUCAACAGAAGAGAGGAGGGCCCCCUACUCUGCUCACCGCCUGGGAGCUGCGUCCCUUCCCUGGGAGCCAGCUGCUCGCUCUGCCUUCAUCCAUUAUGGGUGCUCCCUGUGCUCAGCCCUCUGCCUUUCUGUGUGCUGUGUGCGGCCAGGGUGUGUGGAGCUGAUCCUGUUUCCUCACCGGUAACCCCGGAGGACCAGACUGAAUGUCCAUUCUCUGCCAGAGUGGUGCCUCUCCCUGGGCUCUGUUCUGGCAGCCGCCCUGCGGAGACUCAGAAUGUCUGUGCCUCCUGCCGCAGCACAAAGAGCCCGUUUGUAGGGCAGGCUGCUGAAUACGGCGCAUUAUGGCCAGCAGUCAGAGUGGGUCCAGGGCGUGGAGUUUCUCUGAGACAAGCACAGGAAUGCCCUGAGAUAUGAGCAGUCUGCACAGUGCAGGGUGGAACGUCAUGACAUGAAUACCUUAAGCCUGCCCCUGAACAUCCGCCGCGGGGGGUCGGACACCAACCUGAACUUUGACCUUCCGGAUGGCGUCCUGGACUUCCACAAGGUCAAGCUGGGCGCAGACAGCCUGAGACAGAAGAUCUUGAAGGUGACGGAGCAGAUCAAGAUCGAGCAGACGUCUCGGGACGGGAACGUGGCGGAGUAUCUGAAGCUGGUCAACAGCGCAGACAAGCAGCAGGCAGGCCGCAUCAAGCAGGUGUUCGAGAAGAAGAACCAGAAGUCAGCGCACUGCAUCGCCCAGCUGCAGAAGAAGCUGGAGCAGUACCACCGCAAGCUCCGUGAGCUCGAGCAGAACGGGGCCUCCCGGAGCGCCAAGGACCCCUCCAAAGACAGCCUGAGGGACAUCCAGCACUCCCUGAAAGAUGCCCACGUGAAGUCCCGGACGGCUCCCCACGGCAUGGAGAGCAGUAAGUCGGCCAUGCCGGGUGUGUCCCUCACUCCCCCCGUGUUCGUCUUCAACAAGUCCCGGGAGUUCGCCAACUUGAUCCGGAACAAGUUUGGCAGCGCCGACAACAUCGCUCACUUGAAAACUUCCUUAGAGGAGUUCCGGCCGGAGGCGAGCGCCAGGGCCUACGGGGGCAGCGCCACCAUCGUGAACAAACCCAAGUACGGCAGUGACGACGAGUGCUCGAGCGGCACGUCAGGCUCGGCCGACAGUAACGGGAACCAGUCAUUCGGGGCCGGGGCCGGGGCCGCCGCCGGCCCGCUGGACAGCCAGGGGAAGCUCGCCAUGAUCCUGGAGGAGCUGCGGGAGGUGAAGGAGACGCAGGCGCAGCUGGCCGAGGACAUCGAGGCGCUGAAAGUGCAGUUCAAGCGGGAGUACGGCUUCAUCUCCCAGACCCUGCAAGAGGAGAGAUACAGGUACGAGCGCCUGGAGGACCAGCUGCAUGACCUGACGGACCUGCACCAGCACGAGACGGCCAACCUGAAGCAGGAGCUGGCCAGCAUCGAGGAGAAGGUGGCCUACCAGGCCUACGAGCGCUCGCGCGACAUCCAGGAAGCCCUGGAGUCGUGCCAGACGCGCAUCUCGAAGCUGGAGCUGCACCAGCAGGAGCAGCAGACGCUGCAGACGGACGCCGUGAACGCCAGGGUCCUGCUGGGGAAGUGCAUCAGCGUGCUCCUGGCCUUCAUGACGGUCGUGCUGGUGUGUGUCUCCACCGUGGCCAAGUUUGUCUCGCCCAUGAUGAAGAGCCGCUUCCACAUCCUUGGCACCUUCUGUGCUGUGACUCUGCUGGCCAUAUUUUGCAAAAACUGGGACCACAUCGUGUGUGCCCUGGAAAGGAUAAUAAUACCGAGAUGAGGCCCCGCUUCCCCGCCGUCGAGUUCUUGGAAGGUUUUGUUUUAAAGAGAACUCUGUGCACUCUACCAAAUCUUAACGCGGACGGUUGCGCUGUGUGAAGACGCCCAGAAGUGGUGCGCGGCUGCGUGGUGUAAAUAAUUCCAGUGCUCUGAACUGGGCUGCAGCCGCCGGCGCAGUCCCCGUGCUUGGCUCCCGUGAACCUGGCUCCGAGCGCUCCCCACCUCGCCCACUGCCUUAAUCAGACCAGGUUCCCUGUCCACCUGAGCAGCCCAGCUCGGUGCAGCUGUGUCCAGUGAGCACUAGGCAUACUUAGUGAUGCAAAACAAUGUGUGUGUGUGUGUGUGUCUCUAUCUAUCUGGAAUCCCUGUCGAAAUUCAGCUUCACUCUUGCUAAUGUAAUAGUUGCGUCUUCCCUGGGCCCUGAAGCAGCAAGGAUAUGACACGAUAUGGGGCGGUGAGAAGCACAGGUGGUGGUGGUGGUGGUGGUGACGCUGUGGCCUGCGGGGGUAUAAUAAUCCCUGUGUCUAGGUCUGUGGGUCCCGCUGUGGCCCCAGCAGCUGUGUCCUCAGCAGCCGGUCGUGUGCAGGCCCUUGCACCUGUUUAUCCACCGAGUACAGCAAACAGGACUGGCGCCUGCGGCUUCCCCAGGGCGCCACACCGCCGAGCUCAUCCUACCUGGCUGCAGAGGCCUUCAGACAGGCACACGAUGCUCGCAGCGCCUCGCCGUGGCCUGAGCAGCGAGCUGGGGUCCUGGGGCACCGCUCAGGAGGUUUGUGCUUCGGCAAAUCUCAAUUACAAUCACCCCCCACCUCGAGGAAGUGAUUCUCUGUGAUUCGCUUGCUUGCCAGGGCUGUGAGCGAUUGCGCAGCCUCCCAGCGAGGAAGUGGGAACAAACCCAGGCUCGUGUUGGGCUUUUCUUCCCUGAGGAAGGGCGUGGGAGUGGGAGCGGAUGAAGCCCCAGCGCAGAGGCAGGCGCGGCAGAAGCACGAGGGAAUGGGACGUCUGCUCUGAUUGGACGGGGGAUGGCGAAUGCCUGUGAGCGCCUGGCCCCGCCAAGGUUUGAGCAGCUCCUCUCGGGGCUGUGGAAGGCCAGUGAGAGCAGCCUACACUGAAUCCCGUGUUUGAUGCAAGGUUACCUUGUGUUCCCUGGGAUCAUCGUGAAAGGCAGCCCCGAGGGCAUAGGGUGACCACACUGCCACGCAGGGGGAGCGGUGGCACCUAGCAGCUCUGCCCACCUUGGGGGCACCAGUCUCUGCCUUCAGCCCCCGUGAUGCCUCCUGGGAGUCUGUUUCUUAGUGUGCAGGUGGAGGAUCUGAAAGCCUGCUCCCCGGCUCCUCCCGCUGCUGAGGGUGUAAGAUGCCCAUUCGCGUGCAUCUUCUCCUGGAAGCCAUCAAACUUCCCCAAUUUAAAUUCCGUGCAAUAUUUUGCUCUCCACUGUUCUUUGGGACAUCUCUUGGAGAAAUGUGACGGGGUGCCCGGGGUGGGAGAGGACCGAGUGGUUGGGCGUUCAGUGUAAGUGAGACUCUCACAAGGUACGCCUUCUGUUUUUGAGGUGUCUGAUUUAUCAGUGGUUCAGCCGUCACCACUAGUGCCAGUCUCAAGCUUUUUAAAACAACAAAUGUCCUUGCAGGAAAUCUUUGGUAAUAAGGAUUCUGGGAAGAGGGAGUUCCUAGUGCCACCUCCGUGAGCAGGGCCACGUCCUGUCACUGUCAGACUCUCCCAGGUGGACUGAGUAUUCACUGUGAGGUGUCAAAUCCACGAGGCAGAUAGGGCUCCAGGUCCGGAGAGGAGAGGAGAGCGCAUGGCCCAUCUCUUCUUGCCUUUGUUAGUCAGGGCUGUCAGGCACAGGUGGGUUGAGAGCCCUUGAAUCCAACCAGGGCCUGGGUGGGCUGCUUCCUAUUUGUGAACCUUCCUGAGGGCUGCGUUGGGCAAGCCAGGGUUUGGGUGGUUGUAGACACGGCUGUUAGUUGAGAGUGAGUGAGUGAGAUUUGUAGCUCUUGAGGGUGAAGGGCUCUGGGAGGACCGAGAAUGGCUAAUUCUCGUGGCACCAUGCUCCGCUCCAUCACACGGCAUGGCCAGCUUGCUGUGAGCACACUCCAACCUGCGACCAGUGGGAGAUGCAGUGGUGAGGAGGGGAAGCUGGGAAUGCCACCCCGCGGUCGGAGCUGGUGGCACCUGCUGGAACCCCGCCCGCUUCUGAGGUAGCGUCGGCUCUCACCCCUGCUACCUGUUGAUGGAAACCCCUCUGCAGGAACUCACCUGUUCAUUCGGAAAUGUUUUCGCUUGGGUAUGCACGGCCUCUGCGCAGCAUAUUUUACAGUUGUGUGGAGAGUUCGUGAAGCUUUUUAAUAAGACAGUAGAAUGCAAGGAGGUUUGUACCCUCUGCAGUUUAUUUUUCUCUGAAUAACCCCCUACUGCCUGUUCUCUUCAGUGCGUAAGGAGAUAAAUUUUAUAAAUUAAAAAUGGUAAUAGAGCUACAGCAUAUUCUGGAAUUGGGAAUUUCAUUUACAUUUAAGUCAGCUAAUCCUCCUCCUGCCCCUCUCGAUGGUGGUAAGCAUUGUGCAUGCCUGCUGAAGACAGCCCAUUGCUGGACAGCCAAGCACCCAGCCGGUCACUCGGGGAGCGCUGCCGACCUGGGCUAGCACUGGAUUUUAUCACUGGGACAGUGAUAGUUUGUCGAAGGCAAAACAAAAACCUUAAAAAAAAAAAAAAAAAAGACUUUGCUCUGUGUUUUACAGUUGGUUAUUUUAGCUCGUAUCCUGAGUGGCAUUAAGCCAGAACAGAAUCCUCCACUCCCCAGAACUCAAACCCGCCAUGAAACAGUCGCUCAGAGUCGUCCAUCUCUGCCGGGGACUGGGAACACUGGGCAAGUCCCAGCGUCCAGCGUGGGAGGGUGUGGACUGGCCGACGUGACCCCCUCGUCUGCCGUGAUCCUGCCACCCUGAUCCAUCAGCAUUCGGGGAGUGCGGCCUUUCUCCACCUGUAGCUCUUACUUUCUUGUGAUACUGUUCCACUCUAGAGAGAGGGUCCUUGAGAAAACUGUGAGAGAAUGGAAUGAAAAAAUAAGUUUAUUUUGGUGCAUAGUUUUGUUGAAAUCCACGCAUAGCUUUUUUUUAAAAUCAUACCUAUUUUCCACGAACUUCCUAAAGAACCGGGGAUGGAUUGCCCUGCCAUUUCUUCAGCAAGUCAGGCUUAAUUAUGAGUUCAACAACUCACUACUUUUGUCCUUUCGGGUUGGAUUUUAAAUACCAAAUUGUUUGGCGUUGGAUAGGGAUGUUUUUGUCUGCGAUUCAGAUAUAAUUGUAUUGGUUUGGAAAAAGGUUAAGUGUGUUUCUUAUUAUGGCCAUGUGUGACUAAACAACCUAUUUUGCAUGUUUUUAUAACUAGGAGGAGUGGGCUGGGGUAGGGAGAAAUGACGCUGCUUAAAAUUCAGGGCUUGUUUGGAGCUCCGUGUUUGCUGAAGUGUCACACACUCAGGAUGGGGUGGGUCUGUAACACUGAGGCUGGCCUGUUAGAGAUAAAAAAAAAAAAAAGUACAGUCAACAGGAGCUUGGUAACCCUUAAGAUAUAAAGCAGAACUAACCUGUAAUUUUCUGAAGCCGAUACAAUUCUGUGUUUAUAUAAAGCUGGAAAGUAAUGCACCUUGAUUGUUUUAGGAAUGAUGUAUGUCUUGCCAUUUUAAUUUAUUUAAAGCAUGUCUAUUCUGUUUGUCCUAUGAGAAAUGUUUCAACAAAACAUGCUCUGUGUGUUGAAGGUAUGCUUAGGCAAUAGUCAGGAGCUCUGAACCUAGAAACUGGAAAUGUUUCUUGUGAGGUCCGUGGCACAAUUUCCAUUUUGUAGGGUAGUCCGUAGUCUCACAUCAGCCUGAAAUUGCCAUUUCUCUGUAGAUCGUCACCCUGUGAUGGUAUCAUCAAUGAAUUCAAAGCAGGUGCCAUUAUUUUUUUAAAUAAACACUCAAUGUUAGCUUUGGUGUUAAAUAAAGAAUUAGAUUUCUUAAAUUUUCA